Molecule: messenger RNA, 1818 nt
Organism: Terrapene triunguis (Three-toed box turtle)
Lineage: Eukaryota; Metazoa; Chordata; Testudines; Emydidae
Product: steroid 17-alpha-hydroxylase/17,20 lyase
Exons: 8
Coding region: 1-1818 (605 amino acids)
Biological process (GO): progesterone metabolic process; hormone biosynthetic process
Molecular function (GO): heme binding; steroid 17-alpha-monooxygenase activity; iron ion binding
Source: RefSeq, a predicted model, not a curated record
AUGGUCCCACUCCUGGGCGCGCUGCUCCUGGUGCUGGCACUCCUCUCCUUCUGGAGACUGGCAAAGGGGAAAGCAGAGCCCAGGCCCAAGUACCCUAGGAGCCUGCCCUCCCUGCCCAUCAUCGGGAGCUUGCUGCAUCUGUCCGGUAACCCCCAGCUCCACCUCCUCUUCCACAGCCUGCAGAAGAAAUACGGCAGCCUCUACUCCCUGAAGAUGGGCUCCCACUACAUGGUGGUGGUGAGCCACUACCUGCAUGCCAAGGAGGUGCUGCUGAAGAAGGGAAAGACCUUUGCCGGCCGGCCCCACACCGUAAGUAACCCACACGGCCCUGUCCCUCUAGCUGCCCGGGAGAGAAAGGCAGCAAAGCCUAGUGAUUGUGUUGACACCCCCAGGCUCAAUCCGCUGUCCCUGCUUGCUAGACUCUGGUGCUCACCAGAUGUGUCACCAUCUCUCCCCUGCCUUCUAGUCUGCCGGGAAGCUGCCUCCAUGUGUGAGACUCUCAGCACUUUGCAGGACACCCUCCUGGACAUGGCCCCGGAGCUCAACCGAGCCGUCACCAAUGUGGUGUGCUCUCUGUGCUUCAGCUCCUCCUACAGGCGAGGGGACCCCACGUUCGAGGCCAUGCUGCAGUAUAAUCAAGGUAUCGUGGACACGGUGGCCCAAGCGAGCCUGGUGGACAUCUUCCCCUGUCUGCAGGUUUUUCCCAACAAGGACCUGGCAUUGCUGAAGAGGUGCGUGGAGGUCCGAGACCAGCUGCUGCAGAAGCAGUUCAAGGAACACAAAGAAGCGCUGGGCAGCGACUCGGCCAACGACCUGAUGGAUGUGCUGCUGCGCACCCAGCUCAACAUGGAGAACAACAACAGUCGGCUGGCCCAACCGCCGGAGCUGACGGAUGACCAUCUCCUCAUGACCGUGGGCGACAUCUUCGGGGCAGGCGUCGAGACCACCAGCACCGCGCUCAAGUGGGCUGUGCUCUACCUGCUCCACUACCCGGAGGUGCAGAAGACGAUCCAGGAGGAACUGGAUCAGAAGAUCGGCUUCGAGAGACACCCCCAGCUCAGCGACAGGCAGCAGCUACCCUACCUGGAGGCCACUAUCAGCGAGGUCCUGCGCAUCCGGCCUGUCUCCCCUCUGCUGAUCCCACACGUGGCCCUUACGGACACCAGCAUUGGGGAAUACACCAUCCCAAAGGGAGCCCAGGUCAUCAUCAACCUCUGGUCCCUUCACCACGACGAGAAGGAAUGGGACAAGCCAGCGGAGUUUAACCCAGGGCAAACCCACUUAACCUAUCACGCUAUCGAAACCGAGCAGGUCACAGAGGUAGACACACCCCAUCUUCCUGCAAAGGAGCCAGGGGAAGUUGUUAAACAGGAGCUCCAAGCCAUGCUGGAACUGGGAGUUACCGAGGAGUCCCAUCGCGAGUGGAGAAGUCCUGGAAUGUUGGCCGUCAAACUAGAUGGCACCUCCCAGUUCUGCAUCAGUUUCUCCCACGCCCAGAGUGGACAACCUGCUAGAGUGGUCAUGCGGUGUGGCCCCCACAGAGCACCUGCAACCAUUCAGCAGCUGAUGGACUGGGUCCUCCGGCCACAGGCCCAAUACACCAUAGUUUAUUUGGAUGAUGUGGUCAUUUAUUGCCAUGGUGGGGAGAUCCUCUUAAAUAACGUGGUGGCCACCCUCAGGUACCUAGAAGACACUGGGUUGAUGGCAAACCCAGCUAAGGACAAAAUAGGGAAGGAGAAAACCACCUACCUGGGGUACACGUUGGGGAAGGGCCAGGUCCAGCCCCUUGUCAAUCAAGUGCAGACCUUGAAAGCUUGA